AUGGCCUCGGCAGCGAAAGCUGCGAGCGAUCUGCUUCGAAUGCGCCUGGAUUUGCUGGCAAUGACGCAGCCAGCCCGCCUGGGCAAUUCAGCCGCCGGUACUUGGUACCCCGCCCCGGACGCGGGCGGCCUCGCGGGCGCGGGCGACAAGGGCGGCAAGGGCGGCAAGGUCAAGGGCAAGUGCUCCGGCAAGGACACGGAGGGGGACGCCAACUGCACGCAGGAGGCCAAGGCCGCCUGGGAGGCGCGCCCCCGCAACCACCAGGCGGUGGCGCUGCCGGCCACCGUCAGCUUCCAGGAGUGCGCCGUCAGCGCCAGCGCCGCCAGCGCCCCGGCGCCGGUGAUCGCCGGCGCGUGGUACCCCAGGGGCGGAGGUUUUUCGGAGGCCGACCUCGACGCCGAGAUGUCGAAGGCAAAGGGCUUUCCUGUCCCUGCCGGCUACAGCGGCGUGCGCUACACAGGCCCAGGUUGCCUUAACGAGGCGUGGAUCAAGCAGUUUGCCGAGCAGCAGCGCAACGGCGUCUUGCUUCCCAAGGGGGACGCCUAUGCCCUGGUGAUCGACUGCACCAAGCUGCUGAAGAAACAUAAGACGUUGAACGAGAUCACCGUGCCUGCCGGUCAGAAAAUUCAUGUGGUCGGUGACACUCACGGCCAAUAUUGGGAUUUCUUGCACAUGCUGUCUCUCACCGGCUUCCCGUCUGCUUCCAACCCGAUCCUCUUCAAUGGCGAUUUCGUCGAUCGUGGUUCUUGGGGCAUGGAGGUGGUGUUGAUGAUCUACGCCUUCAAGGUCAUGUGCCCUGACAGCGUUCACUUGACGCGCGGAAACCACGAGAUCAUCGCAGAAAACAUCCUGUACGGGUUCUGCGGCGAGACUUUCAAGAAGUACGAUGGCGGUCUCUUCGACCUCUUCUCCGAGUCGUUCCGCAACUUGAGCCUGUGCCACACGAUCAACAAGGAGAUCUUCGUCAUGCACGCCGGCCUGCCAGGGCCGAACCCGCGGCAGUGGCUCCCGGGCCAGAGCCACGACCCGGAGGACGCCAUCCCCGUCAACGCAAAGUGCAUGACUCUGGCGGAGAUCGCCGCCAUCAGCCGCGAGACGGAGCUCCAGGACUCGAGCUACAAGAACGCCGUGGGUGACGCCGCGAACAAGUGGGCCGAGGAGGAGCGCACCAUCAUCGACCUCGUGUGGGGCGACCCGCGGGGCGGCCCCGGCUACGGGCCGUCGUACCGCAAGUCCAAGGGCGUGUUUAUGUUCGGCCCCGACGUCACGGAGCAGUUCUGCAGGGUCAACGGCCUCAAGGCCGUCAUCCGCUCCCACGAGGUCAAGCAGCUUGGCUGGAAGCAGGACCAUCCGCAGUUGUACACCGUUUUCAGUUGCCCCGACUACAUGGAUGCGGGUGGCAACCAGGGAGCCUUCUUGACAUUGGAGAACGACGGCAGCAGCCUAUCGAUCAAGCCAACCAGUUUCGACAAGACCCCCCACCCCGACCUGAAGCCGAUGGUGUGGCAGGAGUACAUGAUGCAGGUCAACCCGCACCUAACCAGGACCGAAGAAGACAACGAAGAAGACCGGUCUCAUCUACGACUCGAACGGCAUGAUCGUGGGAGAGAUCAAGGACACGGACCAGGGCGACAGCGACAGCGGACAGUCAAUGGUGGACGAGUGGGUGGAGGACGAGGACUAUGCUCGUGCGUGAACGAGUCGGUCAAGGCCGUUGCCAUUGGGACUUGCCUCCUGACUCUCGCGCUUGCAGCCUCGCGUGGCCUGCCGGCACACCAGGGCAGCCGCGUGGACCCGCAGGCCAGGGCGGCUCCCACUUGCGGUGGUGUUCGGCAGGCGCGCGGCGCACGGUUUUCCGGCCCGCCGCUCCAGGGCGGAGUCCCUCGCACCUGGCUUUCCCCCAUUCGGGGGGACGGCCCUAAGCCAAUUCUCCGCGGCAGCUUGACACAGAGCAGGCGCUCGACUAAGUAA
This is a messenger RNA of Prorocentrum cordatum, 1971 nucleotides long. Lineage: Eukaryota; Dinophyceae; Prorocentrales; Prorocentraceae. The record is from the annotation of a GenBank genome assembly.